This is a messenger RNA of Musca vetustissima, 399 nucleotides long. RefSeq lists its product as uncharacterized. The record is from RefSeq and is a predicted model, not a curated record. Lineage: Eukaryota; Metazoa; Arthropoda; Insecta; Diptera; Muscidae. The transcript has a single exon. Bases 1 to 399 code for a protein of 132 amino acids.
AUGGCAAUAGGACCACCAUCACCACCUCAAUCAUCCGCAUCAUCUCCAACAGCACCAAAUGCCACAGUGACAACAAUGCAACAACACAAAGAGGCCAAGGAUAAUGUGAUGGGUGGUAGUGUAUUGUAUAAAAACAACAACAGCAAUAAUAAUAGCACAACUUCACAUGCAGAUUCUGCAGCGGCUGCAGAUGCAAACAAUUCCAAUUGGAUGCCAUCUUACUCUUCAACACCAGUGCCAUCAUCCGAUACAGUAGCAGAUGCUGGACCAUCGGCAUCUUCAUCAUCAUCAUCAUCACUUUUGCCACUGGAUAGUGAUGGUAAUGAUGCUGAAUUUUUGAAAAUGCAUAAAAAACAACAACAGCAACCAAUGACCACAUUACCCGAAUUAAGUCUGUAG